This is a messenger RNA of Setaria italica (foxtail millet), 3401 nucleotides long. RefSeq names its product receptor-like kinase TMK4. NCBI's taxonomy places the organism in Eukaryota, Viridiplantae, Streptophyta, Magnoliopsida, Poales, Poaceae. The record is from RefSeq and is a predicted model, not a curated record. Gene Ontology annotation, biological process: protein phosphorylation. Gene Ontology annotation, molecular function: protein binding; protein kinase activity; ATP binding. The transcript is spliced from 2 exons. Bases 252 to 3008 code for a protein of 918 amino acids.
AAGAAGAUGAAUGAAACGAGAUCCAUCCAGGAGAGAGAAAGCUCCGACACACACACGCAAACUGCAACAAGAGAGAGAAGCUAGGGAGAGAAACGAGAGGGAGAGGGGGUGGAGGAACGGAACAGAACCAGAACCACAACCACCACGCUGCCGGAGACGCCCCAAAAUACCAUCCCUUCCCGUCCCAGGCAAGAAAUCAAUCCUCCACCAAAGAAUCCGCCGCAUUUGCGCCCCGGUCUGGCGAAUCCGCCAUGGGGAGGGAGGGAUUUCUCCUCCUGCCCCUCCUCAUCCUCCUCGCCCUCGCCGCCCCCGGCCCCGCCGCCGCGGCGACGGCCAAUACGGCCGACGCGGGCGUCAUCUUGGAGCUCGCCAAGUCACUGACCAACCCACCGCCGUCCUGGACCGGAACCGACGUCUGCGGCGGCGCCACCUUCCAGGGCAUCACCUGCGACGGCGCUGGCCGCGUCACCGGCAUCAACCUCGCCAAGCAGAGUUUAUCCGGCACCCUCCCCGCAUCCCUCUCCGACCUCACCGAGCUCCAGUGGCUGCUGCUCCAGGGCAACGCGCUGGAGGGAGCCGUGCCCUCCCUGGCCCGGAUGGGCUCCCUCGAGACCCUCGCGCUCGACGGUAACGCCUUCACCGCCCUGCCCCCCAACUUCCUCGAGGGCCUCCCCUCUCUGCGAAGUCUCAGCAUGGAAGACCUGCCUCUCAAGUCAUGGAGCAUUCCAGACGCCGUCGCGGGAUGCGCCGCGCUGCUGAACUUCUCGAUCUCCAACUGCUCUGUCUCUGGUCCCUUCCCGGCGGUUCUUGCCAACCUGACAUCCCUCCAGCUGCUGCGGCUGUCGUACAAUUACCUUACUGGGGGCCUGCCGAUGGUGUUAGAGGGGUUGGGCUCGCUGGAGUCACUGCAGCUUAACAACCAGAAGUCUGGUGAGAAACUGUCUGGGCCGAUCGAUGUCGUGGCGAAGUUGCCGAGCUUGAAGACGUUGUGGCUUCAGUCCAACUCGUUCACUGGCCCGAUCCCAGAGUUCAGCCCUGACUCGCAGCUGGUUGAUUUCAAUGUCAGGGACAAUAGUCUCACUGGGGUCGUACCGCCCUCCCUGAUAGGGAUCGCAAGCCUUCAGGUUGUGAAGCUGUCCAAUAACAAGUUUCAAGGGCCAAAGCCAAAAUUCACAGCUACCACUGUAGAUAUUGAUUCUGGGAAUGGGUUCUGUCUCAAAGACCCUGGGCCUUGCAAUCCACUGGUGACCAUUCUGCUUGAUGUGGCCUCAGGUUUUGGAUACCCACCUCAGCUUUCAGUGUGGGCAGGAAACAGCCCGUGCGGAGGUAGCGGAAAUGGUCAAUGGCUUGGUGUUAUCUGCAAAAACAAUGAUGUGAUUCAAAUCAAUUUGCCUAGAAAGAACUUGUCAGGGAUGAUUUCGCCAGCUUUUGCAAACCUGACUAGGCUUCAAAAGUUGGAUCUGUCGAACAAUCAACUCACAGGGAAGAUACCGGAUAGUUUGACAACGCUGGCAACCCUCAAUUAUCUUGAUGUCUCAAAUAAUCGCCUCACUGGACAAGUGCCUGAGUUUAACCAGCCGGAUAUAAAGCUGAUGACAGCAGGAAACCGGUGGGGGGAAUCAGACAGUGAUAGUGGUGGAGGUGGUGGUUCCGAUGGUGGGUCAUCACCUUCAAAUCCAGGUUCACGGAACUCAAAGUCGAAUGCUGGAAUGAUCAUUGGAAUUCUUCUAGCUGUCAUUCUUCUCGUAGUCUGUGUUGGGCUUUUCCUACAUCAUCGAAGGAAGAAGAACGUGGACAAGUUCAGUCCUGUCUCAACUAAGAGCCCUUCUGGUGAAUCUGAGAUGAUGAAGAUUCAGGUGGUUGGGACAAAUGGCAAUAGCAAUGUAAGUGGUUCAAUCCCAACUGAGUUUUUCAGUCAUGUGAGCGCUGACAGUACAAACAUUGCUGAUAUCUUCGAGUCUCAUGGGAUGCAAUUGCCGAUGAGUGUGCUACUAAAGGCCACAAACAAUUUUGAUGAGGACUACAUCUUAGGUAGAGGGGGCUUUGGGGUGGUUUUUAAAGGGACUCUCAAUGGAAAUCUGGUUGCUGUGAAGAGGUGCGACAGUGGCACUAUGGGGACUAAAGGGCUGCAAGAAUUCAUGGCUGAGAUUGAUGUUCUUAGGAAAGUGAGACAUCGACACUUGGUUGCAUUGCUUGGGUACUGCACCCAUGGUAAUGAGAGGCUAUUGGUCUAUGAGUACAUGUCGGGAGGAACACUGCGUGAGCACCUGUGUGAUCUUCAGCAGAGUGGUUAUACUCCUCUUACAUGGACACAGAGGAUGACAAUAGCUUUGGAUGUUGCUCGGGGGAUAGAAUAUUUGCAUGGUUUGGCGCAGGAGACUUUCAUCCAUAGGGAUCUGAAACCUUCUAAUAUAUUGCUGGACCAAGAUUUGAGAGCCAAGGUUUCGGACUUUGGGUUGGUCAAACUUGCUAAAGAUACAGAUAAGUCCAUGAUGACAAGGGUAGCAGGGACAUUUGGAUACCUCGCGCCUGAAUAUGCUACUACAGGAAAGGUCACUACAAAAGUGGACGUGUAUGCCUACGGUGUUAUACUUAUGGAGAUGAUUACGGGAAGAAAAGUACUCGAUGACUCAUUACCUGAGGAUGAAACACAUCUUGUAACAAUCUUCCGAAGAAAUAUGCUUGACAAAGAUAAGUUCAGGAAGUUUGUGGAUCCCACUCUUGAACUCAGUGCUGAAUCUUGGAGCAGCUUGCUGGAGGUAGCAGAUCUUGCUCGCCAUUGCACGGCACGAGAACCAUACCAGCGGCCAGACAUGUGUCACUGUGUGAACAGACUUUCCAGCCUGGUGGAUCAAUGGAAGCCAACGAAUAUUGUUGACGAGGAGGAGGAUGAAGGAACAAGUGAAAUGGGUCUUCACCAGCAGCUGGAAAGAUGGAGACGUGAUGAUUUCACUAUAUCAGAUUCGGAUUCAUUCAGUAGAUACAACAUGUCAAGGAAGUACCAUUGACAGUGCAAGGCACCCAUUACAUCAUGUAUAAAUGAGAAGUCAUGAUCCGGGGCAUCAAGAGGCUAUCUACAGCUCUUUGGGUUGCAAACAACAUUGAAGGUCAAUGUGCAAGGUAUCGUAGUUGGCCCACUGAAAACAAGGGUUGCUUCAUGAUCAGCAUGUUGCUCUGCCUGCAUUGGUGGCUUCUAAACCAGGCUCAGCGUUUCGUUGAGGAAGUCGUAUGAUGCUUGAAACUUCAUGAUGUGUGUAGCAUCCAAGUCUAUAUCGUUCUAGAGACAUUGAAGAGAAACGAUUUGUAAUUUGAUGGUUAAGAGGGAAAAGAGAUGAAAGAAACCGUAGCUUCCAUAAGUUUUACUCUGGUGGUAGUUUUUUUUUUUUUUUUUUUUUUUUUUU